This is a messenger RNA of Cryptomeria japonica (Japanese cedar), 1086 nucleotides long. RefSeq names its product GDSL esterase/lipase At2g42990-like. The transcript has 5 exons. Gene Ontology annotation, molecular function: hydrolase activity, acting on ester bonds. The record is from RefSeq and is a predicted model, not a curated record. NCBI's taxonomy places the organism in Eukaryota, Viridiplantae, Streptophyta, Pinopsida, Cupressales, Cupressaceae. Bases 1 to 1086 code for a protein of 361 amino acids.
AUGAAAUCAAGGGCAGAAUCUCUCAUUUCGUACUCUGUACUUUAUAGUUUGAUCAUCAUAAUAGCUCAGAAAUGUGAUUACAUUUUGUUUAUCAGAGGACAGAAAGUACCUGCUAUUUUUCUGUUUGGGGACUCCUAUGGAGAUACAGGGAAUAAUGAUUUUAUUGGUACAAUAGUGACUGGUGAUUUUCCUCCAUAUGGAAGAGAUUUCGAAGAUCACAUUCCCACAGGAAGGUUAUCCAAUGGAAAGCUCAUGUCUGACUACUUUGCUGAAGGACUUGGAAUCAAGGAAUUGUUGCCCCCAUAUUUGGACCCUAAGCUCAAGGCCCAAGACUUGCUAACUGGUGUCUGUUUUUCAUCAUCUGGUACAGGCUUAGACAAUCUCACUGCCCAUAUAUUGAAUGUGAUACCAGUUUGGAAACAAAUUGAGUAUUUUAAAGAGUAUAGAAAGAAAUUAGCAGGAUUGGUGGGAGAAGAAGAGGCCGCCACCAUGAUAAAAAGGGCAAUAUUUUUCAUUUCGAUAGGCACCAAUGACUUCAUUGUAAACUACUUUGCACUCCCAACUCGUCGACUCCAAUUCACUGUUCAAGAGUAUACAGAUUUCCUCUUGAAUAUAUACACUGUUUAUUUCAAGGAAUUAUACAAUCUGGGUGCCACUAGAAUUGCUGUCAUUAAUGUUCCACCAUUGGGAUGUCUACCAAUAGAGAGAACACUUGGAAGCUUUUUGAACAAGGGAGGAUGUGAUGAGAAGAUAAACCAGGCUGCAGAUGGAUUCAAUUCGGGAUUAAAUGCCAUGAUUGGAGGACUCAAGCCUGCUUUUCCUAGCCUUAAAAUUGCUUACCUCGAUUACCACACUCUGAUUUCCGAGUUCAUUGCAAACCCUAGCAAAUAUGAUUUGGAUGUGAUUGCAAAGGCUUGCUGUGGGACGGGUACCUUUGAAAUUGUCUUCCUGUGCAACAAAUUUACUCCAUUUACCUGUCCUGAUGCUUCCAAAUAUCUAUUCUUUGAUUCCGUCCACCUUACUCAGAAGGCAUAUCAAAACAUUUCUAGUGUAUUUCUUACCAGAAAUGUUCCUCAGCUUCUUUAA